Messenger RNA from Stomoxys calcitrans (stable fly), 1964 nucleotides. RefSeq lists its product as uncharacterized. Bases 220 to 1188 code for a protein of 322 amino acids. The record is from RefSeq and is a predicted model, not a curated record. The transcript has 2 exons. Lineage: Eukaryota; Metazoa; Arthropoda; Insecta; Diptera; Muscidae.
UUUUCAAAAAAAGCGAAAAACAUUGUGAGCAAUAGGAAAAACAAUUAAACACGCGGCGUCGGUGCGGAAAAACCAACAACAACAUAAAAAUACAUAAAGAACUUUCAAGAAAUUGAAAGAACUUGCAACGAAUGCAAAAACCGCUACAACGGUACUGAGGCAGGUACAUAAGCGCCAACGGGCGUCACACACACAUACAUACAAGAAGAGUUCCAAAAAAUGGCAGCGUAUUUACCCCGGCCCGAAGAUGACCUCCAACAAGGCAGGGAGAGGCGGCAGCGAGAUGAUCGAAGAGCGGAACCCCGGCCGCAAAGAAAUCUGUCUCGGAAUCGUGGCUGCGACCGCGAUCAUGUAGAUCGGCGCGGAAGACCCACAUUCUGGCAGUACUCUUGCGGCCUCUGUCAAGAUGAUCAUGCGUUAAGUACGUGCCGCCGAUUCCGAGACCAGACCCCAUAUCAGCGAUAUGAAACGGUGGAACGCCGCGGGUAUUGCCGAAAUUGCUUGGCGCGCAGCCAUCUCGCUCCCGAUUGUCAGUCCAUCGCAGGCUGCCGUCGGUGUGACGUAAGACAUCACACACUGUUACAUGGGGCACCGCAGCUAGAGCAUAUGGAGAGACCCGCAGAUGACUUUAGACCCGUCCAUGAUGUCAGACCCGCUAGUAAUGCCAGACACGCACCAAUAGCAUCCCCACCUUUCAGGUGGGAUCUUGUGUUUGUUCCAACAGCCAUGGUACGCAUAGCGGAGGACGGAGUUGAUACCUGGGCUACCAUUCGGGCAUUGGUAAAUCAGUCAUCAACCAUGUCUCGAAUAGCCUACUCCACAUUCCGUCGACUUGAUCUCCGCUCCUUUACCUACCAGGGCAACAGGUUUACGACCUUUCGGCUGAUGCACCGCAAUCCAAACAGCACCUGGGCACUUAAAAUUAAUGCACUGAUCACGGAGGCAUUACCAUUCCGACCCUACUCAGACCCACUCCUAGAUGACCCGACCCGGGAUCUUGCUCAGGACACUUUGGCCGACCCAGACCCUCGAGCCAACACAUCAGUAGAUUUGGAGUUGGGAGGUGAUGUUUACCCAAGACUACAAAGAGAUGGCCAUGUCUUCUCUGGCAUAGGAGAUGUCAAUGCGUUCCAGACCACUCUUGGCUAUGUCUUUGUUGGCCCCAUCCGGAAUAUGCCUAGACACUAAGCUAGCACUUUAGAAGAAUAUACACUUGUCACGGGGGGCGAGAAUGUUUAGGGUAGUCCUAAACUUUUUUCGUCGACUGUAGUCCUAUUUUAAAUUUCAGCACUGUAGCUAGCGGACCAACCAUCAUAUGAACAUACACACACGCACAUGUACGUGUGCGGGCGGCCGCUGGCUACAGGUGCUUUGUUGUUAUUUUUCGCUGAAUUCCAAUGACAACAGGAGGCUGCGGGUGUCAUCAACUGCAGACUUUUUUUAAUGUUUCGUUGACCAUUAAUUCGUUCGCCUCGCUUACCUCCCGUGACAGUGUUACAAGUAAAAGAAAAGAAAACAACAACACACAUGUACAUAAAAGAAAAAAUGAGUGCAUUGAACUAAAGAAGUAAAUAGGAAGUGAAGUUAAAUGAAGCACAAAAGUAAUAGCUGCAUCUAAAGUUAAGUUACAAAAAAACAUAAGUGUAAAUUUUCCUAAAUAAAAGUGAAAGUUGUAAAGUACCAAUAUUGCACAUUACCUUGAAAAUACCUACCUGUGUAACCAAUACUUACCGCCUAGAAAGAAAGAUAUUGUCAUAUAUAUACUUACCCUAAAUGUGAUUUAACUUAAAAGAUUUGAACCCUAAAAUUUACCUUAAUUGCUAUACUUACCUUGAAAUUGUGAACAUAAAAAAAGUCUAUACACAUAACCUAUAUACAUAUAUACAUAACCUAUAUUGCGCUAUACCCACUGUGAAAAAUACAUAGCAAAAACCAAUAAAACAAAACUGAAAUUUGAGUUGAAA